This is a messenger RNA of Lepisosteus oculatus (spotted gar), 3759 nucleotides long. The record is from RefSeq and is a predicted model, not a curated record. NCBI's taxonomy places the organism in Eukaryota, Metazoa, Chordata, Actinopteri, Semionotiformes, Lepisosteidae.
GCUGGCUGCGGGAGAGGGUGUUGUGAUGAUGUCGUGUUGUUUCAUGCUGCAGCUGUCCGAGACCAAAGUCUUCACCGCCUCCUCCUCUGCCCCCGCCUCGGAGAACCACGUCGCGCCUGGACAGAGCAUCGAUCUGGCGGCAUUGCUUCAGAAGCCGGUGUCUGGGACGGCAGAGUUGAACUGCUUGGAGCCCUCAUCCCCGCAGAACCUAGGGCAGAGCCUGGUGUUCACCAACUCUCACCACUCCGCCCCGCUGCCCGCCAGCACCAGCAACUCCGCCAUGGCCAGCAGCUACCCUCAGCACAGCCUGUCUUCAGUCCUGGGCUCAGGGUUUGGGGAGCUGGGAGGCUCCAAGCUGGCCUCCCCGGCAGGAGCACAGAUCCUGGAGCAGCUGAAGGCCCCCAGCCGGGGGCAGCUCCCCCCCCAGCAGGCUGGAGGAGGGGGCAGCAGUGGCAUGGGGGGCAUCGCUGGGGCUCCCGGAGGCCCCAGUGUCUCCACCUCCUCCUGGGACAUCAAGCCCCUGGGGUCACAGAACACUACAGCUCUCUCGCAGUUCGACUUCAAGACGCAGCCGGAGCCCUCCCUGGUGCUGAGCCAGCUGAGCCAGCGUCAGCAGGCCCAGCCAGCCCUGCCCCUCGCCCGCCAGCCCAGCCCCCCCGUGCUGCCCCCGCCCCCCCCCGGCCUGGACUCCUUAGCCCCCUCUCACCCCAAACCGCGUGACCCGUCGCCCCCCGACUCUGCUGCCAAACUGCUGCCCCUCCCACUGGGUUCCACAGACUCGCAGAGCUGCGCCACUCAGCACAAACAGAUCAAACCACAGAAACGCAGGAUACCUCCUACUUCCAAGAUUCCCUCUUCUGCUGUGGAGAUGCCAGGAUCUACAGACAUGACAGGGCUAAAUGUGCAGUUUGGAGCGCUGGAGUUUGGGUCAGAACCCACUCUGCAGGAGUUCGGGUCGACGGAGAGCACCAACAGCGAGCUGGCAACACAACCACAGAACAGUCUGUACUCCAAGACCAUGAGCGAGCCUCUGAGUGGCUCCCUGUCAAUGUCCCUGGCCACCGCCGACUCCACGUACGCCGCCCCCACCGUCGCCUCCUCGGGUCUGUCUUCGCUGCCCCCCCACAGCCCUGCUCCCCCGCCUGCCACCUCGGGGGGGGGCUCCUUCGAGCAGAGCGCACCCCAGCACAGCCGCAUCGCCUUCCCCAGCCCGCUGGCCCCCUCCCCAGGGAAGGAGCCGGUGCCAGCCCCAGUGACGAACGGCUUCAACGGAGUGCGAACGCCGACGGGGCUAGAGACUACAUCUGCCUCCUCCACCCCCAAGCCAGAGUCGCCGUCCCUGCCCAGCGUGGGCUCUCUGCCCAGCAGCGUCGCCUCCCCCGCGUCAUCUCUACUGCCCCCCUCUGCCCCCCAGCACAGCUCCGCACUCCCCAGCCUGGCACCUGAGCUGCCAUCCGCCUCGUUACCCCAGCUUAGCAACUCCCUGCCCAGCAGCCAUCCGAGCGGCAGCCACUCCUCGGCCUCGGGGCUGCCGUCCAGCUCGUCUCUCACGUACACCGGCGGCGACAGCAUGGGCUCCCUGCCUCCGGCCUCCGCCUCUGCCUUCUCCGCGCCCGUGGCCCCCGCCGCCCCCCCCAGCAGCGGGGCAGCCAGCGUGUCCAGCAGCCUCCACGCCCCGGGGGCCCUGGGGCUGGCCGGCAACGGGGUGUCCGUCCCCUCCGUCUCCCGCACCGCUCCUCUUCUCUCCUCCUCCUCCGGGAAGGCUCCCCCAAAUCUGCCUCAGGGGGUCCCUCCGUUGCUGCCCAACCAGUACAUUGUGGGUCCCGGGGGUCUUCUGCCUGCCUACCCGCAGAUCUAUGGGUAUGAGGACUUACAGAUGCUGCAGUCCAGGCUGCCCAUGGAUUACUACGGAAUCACAUUCCCAGGCCCCACACCAACACUAGCAGGGAGAGAUGGGAGCCUAGCCAAUAACCCUUACUCAGGUGAAGUGACGAAGUUCGGCAGGGGGGACUCGACCUCCCCAGCGCCGGCCACCAGCCUGGCCGCACAGCCUCCGCAGCCCCAGAGCCAGGCCCAGCAGACGCACCACAGCGGGCAGCAGGCCUUCCUCAACCCCGCGCUGCCCCCCGGGUACAGCUACACCGGCCUGCCGUACUACCCGGGGGUGCCCGGCGUGCCCGGCGCCUUCCAGUACGGCCCCACCAUGUUCGUGCCCCCUGCCUCUGCCAAGCAGCACGGCGUGGGGCUGAGCACCCCCUCCACCCCCUUCCAGCAGCCCAGCGCCUACAGUCAGCACGGCUACGGCUCAGGUUACGAUGAUCUGACACAGGGGACGGCAGGAGGGGAGUACAGUAAAGGUGGCUACAGUGGCUCAUCACAAGCACAAGCCAAAUCUGCCGCCACUGGGCCGGGCAAAGGUGUCUCAGUGGCAUCCAAUAACGCUGGAGUGCCAGACAUCAGCGGCUCUGUUUACAACAAGACGCAGUCCUUCGAUAAGCAGGGUUUCCAUGCAGGCACCCCUCCCCCCUUCAGCCUGCCCUCCGCGCUGGGCGGCGCGGGCCCCCUGAACCCCGGGGCGACCCCGGGGUAUGCUCCGGCGCCUUUCCUUCACAUCCUGCCCGCCCACCAGCAGCCUCACUCCCAGCUGCUGCACCACCACCUGCAGCAGGACAGCCAGGCCGGGACCACCCAGCGCAGCCAGUCCAACAGCUUGCAGCAGAAGAGCCAAACCAACAAAUCCAGCUACGGCAGCUCCACUUACUGGGGCAACUGAGGCUGGGGUCAUCCUUCUGUACCCCCCCCCCCCCCCCUCCAGCCCCAUAAAACUAUGACUGGUCAGAGACGUCAUCACCACACUCUCGUCAGUGGGAGAUGAAGACAGAGUUUAGAUGUGAAAUGCCAACACCAUCGUGGCUCUCCUUCACUUUUUCUUUUGCUGUCAUUGUAUGUAAAAUAUUUAUGUAUGUAUUUAUAUAUAUAUGUAAUGGUAGAACCUGAAAUGUGGUCUCUUCAUUUUUGAAGGAUGUUUUUUUGUCUUUUUUUGCAAAUUGUAGGGAAUAUAAAAAUACAUAAGGAAAAAAAUAAUGGACCUAACUUAUAUAUUAAAUGGGGGGGAAGGAGCAAAAUAAAAACAGAAAUACCACAAGGCAUACCUGAAAUGUUUUUUUACGUAAAUAUCCCAUACCUGAAACUCUUUGAACUGAAGAAUUCAUGGUGUUAUUCAAAAUGCAAGCCCCCUUUUUUGUAACUUGGGUUUGUUUUGCCCAGUUUGCAGCUUGUAAAAGUACAGUUUUCUUCUUGGGGUAGAUGUGGAACUUCUUUCUGGUUUAUCAGUUUGCAGUUUCCCCAGUUCCUGCACCUGACAGAUCCUCUGACAGACCGAGAGAGUUACUGGCACGAGACUCUUCUGCCUGCGGUAUUUUUUCUGCUCUUGAGGUUCUUAUGGAUUUUAAGGCCUUGAAGGUGAAUUGAUUUUUCUUGUAAUUUGAGAGAUGCCCGUGUGUGUUUUUUUCCGUUCUGUCAUUUUCAAAUGGUGUCCCUAUUAUUGUUUUUGAGUGUCCGCUCCUCAGAUCGGCUGAGUCUUGUUUACUUAGUAUUGAGGAGUAUGUCCUGUACCUGCCUCCUUGUCUCCUGGCCUUUCAGACUCUUCUUAAAUAUUUUUCAACGGAAAACCCUGAUUUUGUUGCCUUCCUCCUCCAUGACCCAAAACAUAUGUUUUAUUUUAAACCUGUCACCCAUCAAAUAAAGUUCUGAGCAGUU